Trichobilharzia szidati is the source of this 1396-nucleotide messenger RNA. The record is from the annotation of a GenBank genome assembly. Lineage: Eukaryota; Metazoa; Platyhelminthes; Trematoda; Strigeidida; Schistosomatidae.
CUUGAUCAACGUAACUUGAAUGUCAAGGUCGACCAGUGAUGAUGCAUUAUCGCUAAGAUGUUUUAUGUAUUGGUAGUGAUCGGCACUCUUCUGCUAUCUGCUUUUUCUGUGGGAUGCAUUUCAGAUAUAUCUCAAAAUAAACUUAUUCAGCAGGAAUUGUUUCCUGAUCAUUUGUUUUCAAAAUUUAAAAAUCGUUCAGUGGAAAGCAGUUUGAAAGAGAUAUUUGAAAAAAUUAAUGUUGUACGCAGUAUAGGCAGUCCUGGUCAUGUAAUGGUUAGAGAAGUAGGUUUUAGUUACAUCAAAAUAAAAACGUUUACUUUUAAGUUUAUCACAAAAUUUCUAGAAGAACGUGGUUGGCAUGUUGAAUUGGAUACUUUCAAAGAAAAUACAAUAAUUGGACCUAAGGUCUUUCAUAAUAUCGUCGGCUAUAAGAAUAAAUCGACAUACUCUAAAUUCUUAAUUUUGUCUUGUCAUUAUGAAUCAAAAAUGAUACAGAAUUUUGUCGGUUCAACUGAUUCAGCUAUGCCAUGUUCAAUAAUCUUGAAAAUUGUUGACUUAUUGAAUAGUGGGAUCGACUCAAUCAAGAAUUCUAGCAUUGGUCUGAAGGUUGUAUUUUUCGAUGGUGAAGAAGCCUUUGAAGAAUGGACAGAUACUGACAGUUUGUAUGGAUCACGACAUUUAGCCGCAAAAUGGAAUGAAAAGUCCAGUUCAACAGGAGAGACAGAAUUAAGUAAAAUUGAUCUGUUUGUUCUCCUGGAUUUACUUGGUGCAGAAAAUCCACAAAUACCGGAUUUUCGUUAUGAAACUCGAGGGAAUUAUAUCCUGCUUAGCGCUUUAGAAAAGAAAAUGAGAUCAUUAAAUCUACUGAAAACUUUUGGACUAUAUAAAGGACCGUUUUUUGGAAGUCGUUUAGAUCACAGUAUUUCAGAUGAUCAUAUACCAUUUCUUAAACGAGGUGUCCCUAUACUUCAUUUGAUUCCAGUUCCCUUUCCUAAAGUAUGGCACACAAUUGAAGACAAUGCGUCGGCUAUCCACUGGGAUACAUCUGUUGAUUUAUUAUUUCUUAUGGAAGCGUUUGUAAGAAGUUAUUUACAUAUUUUACUGUGAUAUGUUAGUCAGAACACAUGCAAACGCCUACACCCACGCACCCACCCACACACACAUAAACACAAAUGGACAAACCCAUCAUGUGGAUAAAUUUGAACAAGUCAAUCAAAAUCCUACUUGUCACUUUGUUUUCGGUAAUUUACAAAGUGUGAUAACUCGUUGUUGUUUUUUGUGAUACAAUGAUGGUAUUUUUUUCUUUUCUUUUUUUGGUAUUAUGAUAAUAAGUGAUAUUAUUUGCUUGUAAAUAUAUAUGUAUACAUAUAUAUAUAUAAUUAGGUGUUUUAUGUUU